GAAGCCGAAAACCGUCUGCCGUCUGGUUUUGCUGCAUGGAUGUUUUGCAAAUUGCGAAUUACGAAGGAUUAAUAGAAUUUUUCGUUUUUUUUUCGUUGUGAUUGAUUUUGUCUUCCUACAAAAUUAUAAUAUUCCUACAUGGUGCAUUCAAAUAUGUCAAACGGGAAUUAUCAGGUUGCAGAAGCUCAUAGUUUCGGUUUAGAGCCUAUCACUUGUCACGCAUGGAAUAAGGAUCGAACAGAAAUUGCCUUCAGUUUAAACAGUAAUGAUGUAAUCAUCUGCAAAAAUCACAAUGGGCAUUGGAGUACAAUAGCAACACUAUCGGCCCACGACCUCCGAGUGACGAGUAUAGACUGGGCUCCGAAUACCAACAGGAUCGUCACUUGUGGGGCGGAUAGAAAUGCGUACGUGUGGACAUUGAGCAAUGGAUUAUGGACUAAAUCCCUUGUGCUGCUAAGGAUAAACAGGGCGGCUAUGUGCGUCAAAUGGUCGCCUAAGGAGAACAAGUUCGCAGUGGGAUGUGGAGCGAAAUUAGUCGCAGUAUGCUACUUCGAUGAGGAAAACGACUGGUGGCUUAGUAAGCACAUAAAAAAGCCGAUCCGAUCCACUGUUACGUCCAUAGAUUGGCACCCCAAUAAUUAUUUGUUAGCAGUUGGAGCUACAGAUUUCACUACUCGAGUGUUCUCAGCGUACAUAAAAGAGGUCGACGAUAAACCAUCGCCCUCAUCAUGGGGAGAUAAGACUACGUUUGCCAACAUGCUCAGCGAAUACAGCCGGUCCGGUGGCUGGACACACGAUGUACGCUUCUCACCUUCUGGUGACAAGCUAGCCUGGGUGUCGCAUGACAGUUCUAUCUCGGUGGUGGACUCCAAGCGUGACGUCAACAAUGCCGUCACCCAGAGGACCAUGUUCCUACCGUUUAUGGCCUGCAUUUGGCUAAGGGAGAACCAUAUACUUGCGGCUGGCCAUGACUGCUGUCCUAUGUUGUACAAAUAUGACCAAAGCGGGAAGCUUGCUUUUGAAAUGAAAGUGGACCAAGUUCAGAAGCGAGAAACUGGGGGAUUUAGUGCUUUGAAGAAGUUCGCAGAUAUGGAUAAGCGGGCAACUAGCGAAAAUGUUGAUGUCCUUUUAGAUACAACACAUCAGAACACCAUAACGCAACUUUCGAUGGCUUCGUCAAACAAAAACGACACAACAAUUUGUUCUACCGGUAUGGAUGGAUUAAUGGUUAUUUGGGAUGUUAGGGUGAAAUGAAUUACCGAAAGAGAUGUUUUUCUAUUUUUUGUCCUCUUUUUUAACCGCUAUUUGAUUUUCUUAAUCUUUACCGUUGACUUGUUGUUUGUCCGAAGAGAUUCAUCGAAUGCAGUGUCUCUUUGCUGGCAACAAAACCAACAUGUAGUCGGUUUUACUGAGAGAUAUCCUGAUCAUUGUGAUUGGGGAUUUUUAAUCGUAGUUCUUGAUUUUUUUCUUACAUUUGCUGCCUUGUUCCGUUGUUGAAUGUCAUUUUUUACUGAGGUUUGAAGUGUUCUUACUGACCGUGAUAUUGACUGCUAAUGCCAAUGCGUUAUGGUCGGCUCAGUAACGAUUGCCAUUGUACUGCCGACGAAUAGUUGGCGGUGUUUGUAUACUACGCAAGUCACCUCUACCGUAAAGAAUAAAAAAUUUAUUAUUGG
Paramacrobiotus metropolitanus is the source of this 1673-nucleotide messenger RNA. RefSeq names its product actin-related protein 2/3 complex subunit 1A-B-like. Lineage: Eukaryota; Metazoa; Tardigrada; Eutardigrada; Parachela; Macrobiotidae. The transcript has 8 exons. Gene Ontology annotation, molecular function: actin filament binding. Gene Ontology annotation, biological process: Arp2/3 complex-mediated actin nucleation. Bases 139 to 1254 code for a protein of 371 amino acids. Gene Ontology annotation, cellular component: Arp2/3 protein complex; actin cytoskeleton. The record is from RefSeq and is a predicted model, not a curated record.